Molecule: messenger RNA, 1530 nt
Organism: Dunckerocampus dactyliophorus (ringed pipefish)
Lineage: Eukaryota; Metazoa; Chordata; Actinopteri; Syngnathiformes; Syngnathidae
Gene: grb14
Product: growth factor receptor-bound protein 14
Exons: 13
Coding region: 90-1463 (457 amino acids)
Biological process (GO): insulin receptor signaling pathway; negative regulation of insulin receptor signaling pathway
Cellular component (GO): plasma membrane; cytoplasm
Source: RefSeq, a predicted model, not a curated record
UGGACUGUGAAGCAUUUCAUGCAGCAUGGGAUCAGUCAGCAAGUACUUGUUCCAUAGAGUACUAGUACUAGCAUCCCGAGCAUGCUUGCAUGUUGUGCGGGACUGACGUCUGCAGCAUGAACUUCCGUGCAAGAAGAGCAACCUUGCCAGCCAUCACGCCUCUUUGUCUGCACAAGCGGGUGAUUAAGAUUUAUAAUGAAGAUAACUCCAGCAGAGCAGUGGAGGUAACCAGCGACAUCGCUGCCCGAGAUGUUUGUCAGCUGUUUGCCUGGAAGAGUCACUGCAUGGAUGAACACUGCCUGACUCUAUACGAGCACCUCCCCCACCUGGGCAUAGAGCGGACCAUUGAGGACCAUGAGUCCAUCAUGGAGGUGACAUCCAGCUGGGGGAUGGACGCAGACAAUCGGCUGCAUUUCAGGACCAAUUUCGCCAAAUAUGAGUUCUUCAGGAAACCGCUGGACUUCUUCCCUGACCACAUGGUGUCCAUAUCUGGUGAAAGCAACCGAGUGCUGGAUCACUCUCAGCUCGUGCAGAUGUUCAUCAGCUCCAGCACCUGCCCGGAGAUCCAUGGACACCUCCACAGCAAAGACGCAAGCAGGAAGUCCUGGAAGAAGUUGUACUUCAUCCUGCGGAGGUCGGGGCUUUACGUCUCCAAUAAAGGGACUUCCAAGGAGCCGUGGCAUCUGCAGUUGAUGGCUGACUUUAGCGACUGCAAUUUCUUCACCGUUUUGUCAGCCAAGAAACUUCACGGAGCUCCAAAUGACUUCGGCUUCUGUUUGAAGCCCACGAAAUGCUCUUCAUUGCGAGACAUGAAGCUCCUGUGUGCGGAUGACGAACAAAGCAGGACGUGUUGGAUCACGGCCAUGCGCUUGUUUAAGUACGGGAUGCAACUGUACCACAACUUCAUGCUGCCACCCAACAAACAAAAACCCUCUCCAAUGAGAAGCAUCUCCGAGAACUCGCUGGUGGCCAUGGACUUCUCAGGCCAAGGGAGUCGUGUGAUUGAGAACCCGUGUGAAGUUCUAUCCGUGGCUGUGGAGGAAGGCCUAGCAUGGCGGAGGAAGAGCUGCCACCGUUUGAGUGCACAUGGAAGCCCGUCUGCAUCCCACACCUUCCUCUCAUCUCCAGCUGUCCAUUUAGCUCAGCCCUGGUUCUACGGCAAACUGUCACGGGAUCAUGCCCAGCGUCUCAUCACCCAGCAGGGUCCUGUUGACGGAUUAUUUCUUGUGAGGGAAAGUCAGAGCAAGCCCAAGACGUUUGUGCUGUCACUCUGCCACACACACAAAGUCAAACACUUCCAAAUCCUACCCGUGGAGGAUGAAGGCGUCUUCCUCUUCAGCCUUGAUGAUGCUCAGACGCGCUUUGCAGACUUGACUCAACUGGUGGACUUUUACCAGCUAAACCGUGGCGUGCUGCCCUGCACGCUCAAACAGCACUGCACCAGGACCACCCUGGGACCCUGAUGGGCCCAGAGACUCCCUCCAGUUUGCGGACCGUAUUCUCCAGUGUUCUGGGUACGCUGUUGAUAAA